Messenger RNA from Cuscuta epithymum, 2564 nucleotides. NCBI's taxonomy places the organism in Eukaryota, Viridiplantae, Streptophyta, Magnoliopsida, Solanales, Convolvulaceae. The record is from the annotation of a GenBank genome assembly.
UCAUCCAUCCCUGCCCACAUUAAAACCGUUUCCAUCUCCGGUCACCACCCAAGGAGUGCUGCGACUGCCAUUUCACAUUUUCACAGCUCUUCGUGAACACCUUACCCCCCACACGCAUAUUCCACGCAUUUUACAUUCAUCAUACUCUGCUUUUACGAACGCAUACCCGCGGCAAUGGUUCGAAUCCAUGUGUAAUGUACGUUGAGUGUUCUCUCUCGGGAAAAUGGAGGAAGAAUUGCUGAAGCGGAGCACUGAUUGCGUCUACUUCUUAGCAUCACCUCUCACUUGCAAAAAGUAGGUAAGGUGUGGGUGAGUGGUAAUUCAAAAAUACUAUGUGGAUUCUGAUAGCAGCUCUUAUCCUACCACUUUUCGAUUACAAAUUGAGAGAUUGGUCCAGCUUCAAACAAGGAAGACCCAAGAAGAUCCAUUUAACUGGAAAUUUUAUUGCAACUUAUGGUGAUUAAAUGAGGACAAAAUGAUAGUAUGUGUUGGGGGUUGGCUUAACCUACAGUUAGCAGGAGUGCAGGACUUUCUGACAUGUUCACAGCCUCAUAGAAACUCAAGCAAGGACUCCAAUAAAAAAUAACAGCUCUGCUGGGCAUUGAAUGUGAGUAUCGGCACAAUGAUAUUGCUAGGCUCAACCCGAGAGAGUGUUGGUUUUGGUUAGCAGGGAGCUGUCUUAAUCCUACAUGCGGUUUCCGACAUCCUCCACUAGAGACUUUUGCUGAGACUUCAUAUAAAGUAACAACUACAUAUGAUAAGUCUGUAGCGCUUAUGAGCAAGAAGACCCGUGUUCCUUGUUUUUUCUAUCACAAUGGGUUCUGUAGUAAAGGUGAGAAAUGUGUGUUUCAACAUGGACCAGGAGACGUAAUUGCGAGGAAUUCCUCAAGAGUAACUUCCGGAGUCACUGAUGAACUAGCAGCAGCUCCAGAGAUGAAGAAAAAAGAAUUGAGUGUGGGAAUUGAAAUAGUGUCAGUACCACUGGAGACUCAUCCUGGUUUUUGUGCGGAGAUUGCAGCCAAUGGAAAUAUCAAGACUCAAGUAAAUCUCCAUCAGACAACAAAUGAUCUUACUGUAGAAAACUUUUCUGAAAGUCAUGCUCCAGAAACAGAGUUGGAAUCUUCAUUUCCUGCUCAUGACAGCUUCCCUGCUGGAGGACGUCAUUCUGACAUUGCAUGGAGUUCAGAUGAUGAAAUGGAAGAGAAAGAAGAGGGGUUAGAAGCAUGUCCUUGUUUUGAAAAUCAUGUUCCAGAAACAGAGUUGGAAUCUUCAUUUCCUGCUCAUGACAGCUUCCCUGCUGGAGGACGUCAUUCUGACACUGCAUGGAGUUCAGACGAUGAAAUGGAAGAGAAAGAAGAGGGGUUAGAAGCACGUCCUUGUUUUGAUGUUCUUUUCAACGAUGAUAGAUCGAAGGAGUUGAUGUAUGAUGAAGAAGAAGAUAAUGAGUACUUGAUCCAAAACCAAUACCAUGCCAUACAUGUUGACGAACAGUAUGUGGGCGGAUAUGAUUUUGAUGACAGCAAUGAACACAAUCCUGUUCAUGCAGAUGAAGGGCUUGUGUUUGAAGAAGAAGCAUCACGUGUUUCAUAUUAUGAGCGUGCUACUGGUGAUUUUUUGAGAAAACCGAAUGGCAAUGCCCGUUCGAGGGAUUGUAUUUUGCAUAAUCAGAACAGAAAAAUCAAGCUGACAGAAUGGGGUGGUUUUAACUUUAAGGGUGCAGACCUCCGCCACUAUCACUACUACCCUAGGAAGCAUGUCUAUAGCUGGAACCAGCAUCCCCACCUGUACAGUACAAGACGGGCAGCAUCGAAGCUGGAGAUAAGUGCGACUGGAUCACUACAACUAGGAUGCCGGGCUUCCCUGAAUGGGUUCCGCCGCCAUAGAGGCACAUCUAGACACAUUCAUAUGAUGAGCAGUCAGAUGGAGGAGCAUUUUAAGAGGAGGCGUGGCAAGCAGCUGCCGCCUUUUCAGUCUCAACGAGUCUCGGGGAUUGGAGGUUAUUGUCUGAAGAGAAAAUCAAGCAACAUGUUUAUUGCACCAAAGACACUUUCCCAGAUCAAAGAAGAGAAGAAGAGAGCAAAAUGGGCUGUGAGUUUUGUGGCACGGCCCACAGGACUAGAAGACGAGUUUCAGGGUCCAAAAUCUCUAGCCGAAAUCCUCAAGGAUAAAAGAAGGUAGGAGGAUCCCUUCUUUUUUACACCAUUGGACAACUAAUGACGUUGCGCCCCGUCACCGUAGUUUCUCCAUUUAGAAUGAUUUUCAUCCAACUGUUACUUACAAAACCAAUGCAAGCAGAACUAAAAUGCUACCUGACCAUAGCUGUCUAUGACAGUCGAUUCACUCUGAACAACAAAUCAUCCCAGUAUAUUUUGUGAGGAAAUUUGAAGGAUUAGAACAAAACUGUGCUGAAAUUUGUUAUUGUUUCAUUGGAACUCCCGCUCCGGGAAGAGAGUAGAGUGAAAGACUACAGUAGGGAGGGAACAAAGUAGAGAGAAAUUGUGUAAUCCUUAAAAAAUAAGUGACACCCUUGGAGCUUCUCUUGCCACAGAAAUCCCAUAAAUUUU